Messenger RNA from Cuscuta campestris, 1561 nucleotides. The record is from the annotation of a GenBank genome assembly. NCBI's taxonomy places the organism in Eukaryota, Viridiplantae, Streptophyta, Magnoliopsida, Solanales, Convolvulaceae.
UUCAAAAAAAAAUAUCCGUUGGCAGCAGCAUUAACUUCUCCAACAGCCAUAAUUUUGAAAAUCAGGCCGUUGGAGACCACCUUUUCUAUAAAUUGGGACCCCCUCUCUUCACUUUUACACACACAAACACAAAUUCCUUCAAUAUCUUCACAUAUUUCAUCCUCACUACUCUAAUUUUUUGAGCUUUCUUCACUAUGGGAAAAGACAAGAACAGGGCAGGCACUUCCGGAAAAUCCAAGUCCAAAUCCCGGGCUCCAUCCACGACCUCCGAGGAACGCCUCUACUACGGCGACGGGACGUACCUCUGGUUUGAUUCCAAGGAGGAGCGCACCCGAUUUCUCACCUUUUUCUCCAAACGGGUUGUGGCUCCUCCACGAAUCAUCCCGGAGCACUACCCGGAGCUUCAUCAAGCCAGCCUUUGGCCGUUCGUCUCCCGGGCGCGCAAGGAGAUCAACCCGGCGCUGAUCCGGGCCUUCUACUCCAACCUCCGGCGUGAGGACGACGUGCUCUACUCGCUCGUCAAGAGCACGCCGAUCGAGCUCACCGUGGAGCAGCUUGGCCGCAUCGCCGGCCUCCCCUUCCAAGGCGACGAUGUGUCUCACUAUGGUGGAGAGGAUUGGGUGCUCAACAACGAGGGCCUUAUCCUCAACGAGCUAGGCAUCACCGAGCUCAAACGCCAUGCCUCGGGCCGCCCAACCAUCCACUCCGCCAACCCCGAAGGCUGCCUCGUCCUCUACAUCGUCUCCCGGAUCAUCAAACCCCAGAAGCACGACCACACCAUCAUGCACGGUGAAGACCUCAAGCUUAUCCAUGCGAUCAUGCAUUCGGCCCCAAUCAAUUGGGCAAAGUUUGUCAUGAUCAACAUGACGAUUUCCACGUCCACCGAGCAUGACCACCUCCUCACAUACCCGUUUUUGGUGAUGGACAUCCUUGAACGGUUCAAGGUAACCACCACCGUUGGCCCGCUCACGAAGGCCACGAAGAUUUGGACAAUCAGCAACCAAACCUUCCUCAAGCGGUCGGACAACGCCGCGCCUGCCACUGCCGCGCCAAGCCGCACUGCCUCUGCCGCUGGCCCAGCCGAACCCCAGGCCCGGGCCAACCUCGCCUCCAUCGCCGACUCCCUCAACCGGCUCCACCUCAAGGUUAACGGGAUGGGGAGCUGUCUUGACCGGCUCGACGUGUCUAUUCAACGCCAAGGAUACGCGAUGAACUCAUACUUCCAAGGCAUCAACUACGUCCCCCCACCGUACCAUGGCACGUUCCUUGGGCAAGUGUACGGUGACGAGGACGAAGCCGAUGACUCCUACGCCCCGUCAAGCUCCCCGGAUGAAGACGCAUUCGACGAUGCCAUUGAUGGUGAUGAGAUGGACGUCGACGACGACGAGGAGGAAACUGAAGACGAAGACUAGGACUCCCCUAGAAUUUCUAUCUCUUUUACUUUAAUUAUCCUGUUUUUUUAAUGCUUCCGUUGUACUCCGCUAUUUCCCUUUAUUAAAUAAAAUCAUUUCGUUUAUCUUUUUGUUAAUGUCAAAAGGGUGAAGAAAAGGGCUAUGCAUAU